Molecule: messenger RNA, 7204 nt
Organism: Porites evermanni
Lineage: Eukaryota; Metazoa; Cnidaria; Anthozoa; Scleractinia; Poritidae
Source: the annotation of a GenBank genome assembly
AUGGGGACAUUCUCAGUAAGGAAUCUACGAGCGGACACACAAAACGUUGCCAUGAGGAACAAACGGACCUUUCCCAGGCUGAUGCGGUUUUUGUUAUUCUAUCUCGCCACUUGUGUGGCUGUGUACCUUUUCUUUCGCUAUUACUUGACGAAUGACCAUGAUUAUGGAACGCCAAUGCCCGCAGCUUUUAUGCACGAGAACGUUUUGAGGCCUCUGAAAAGUUUCCCCUCUGUUAAACUUACGGUGUCGCCGAAUGAAUUGUUUGAAAAAUUAUACUAUCAUAAAAUCAGGACAAGACCAGGAACGUUCCAUGAGCCAAGCUGGCACAAGACAAAGAAUGAUUUUGUAACAAAGCUGGGUGAUUCUUCAGAGAAAGGCGAUGAAUUUAUCCCCAACUCAUUAGGUUUACAAGAGAAAAAAUUUGACGGUAGCCAAGAUGACAUUUUGGUGGGGGAAACUUCAACAAAAGGGAAAACAUAUAGUUCUUUAAUAGCCCCGAACCAAGCCGUGAAUAAUAGCAUGAACUUAAGUUUACUUCAUAAUAUUUCAAAUCUUCAAAGAACUUCUAUUUCGUCGUCGACCAUUUGGCAUCGAUAUCAAGACUUCCGUAGCGAGUGGUUUCGCCAACGUCGCGCACGCGUAGAUUGGCGGAGUAUGAUUCAACCGUGUAUUGAUAACUUGGCUUGGGGACUGGUGAAAAAUCAGUGGGGGAAGACCAACAGAAGUAGUGCCGCUGCAAGUGAGAUUGUCUAUCAAGAAAUUAAGCCAGCAGGGGAGUUUAGUAAAAUUUUAAUUCAAUCUAAGACAAUUAAUAAUCAAACAAAGCUGAUUGGCGGCGACACGUGGAGGGUGUAUUUACGAGGUCCUUCAAGUGUUGCGGCCACUGUAUUUGAUCAUCAAAACGGGACGUAUGAAGCUCUGUUUCUCCUCACGGAGCCUGGUAUCUACCAGCUGCUGAUCUUUCUUGAUUAUAGUCUUUGUGAUGGAUUUAAGGAUCCACCUCCGGAUUGGUUCAUCCAAGGCAAUGCGCAAGGGAAGUAUCAAAGAGAUGGCCUCCUAGGUACACUUGAUGACUAUUUGAAUGAGCCCUUUAGAAAUGGGAACCCUUUAACCAUUACAAUACCCAAGGCGCAGUUGAACACGACGUUUAUAGGUAAGUAAUUAAAGGAUUGAAUAACGAGAGUUUUCAAGCAGAACUUUCCUAGACACUGAAAAUAUCAUAACUAGCCCAUAUUGAGCAAAAUCAAUGAGAAAUGAAUCUAUUUCUUGUCUCAAAAAGUACUGAGAAAUGAAUGAUCAUAUCCCUCGCUGGAUACUCAUUUGACGGAAGUAAGGCCAAAUUGAGAGCUUUUUGGCUGCGAUAAGCAAGAAAAUGACACCACAGAAAAAUUAUAAAAUUUUCCAUAUUUCUAUAUUGGAUUGCUUCUUGAGGAAGACCAAUUUUACAUAUCAAAGUGAAAAAGAAGCAUGUAUUAAAUGACAGUAGCAUGACACCGAUACUGAUUUUCACAAAAAAAAUUCGGUUUUAUUAACAGAGUUGUUGAGUCAAUUUGCAUCGUAAAAAGAUUCAAAAGAAGUCGCUUCAAAGCACUAGCCACAUUUUUAAAAAACUAUAUCUCCGUGACGGUAGUUUUUAUAUCCUGCUAUUUGUUUUUCGUAUUAUUACCAUUUCCUUUUCAAACUCUAUUUUACCAGAAUCACUUCACGAGGAUUUAGGUUCCUGUUCCAGUACCUGCAAUCACCUAUGGGAUGGAUUUGGACAAUGGAAAAACAACCAAUGGAAGCCUUACCUUCAAGGUCAGUACGUACGCAACAUAUUGUAUCUUCCAUAUCCAGUAUAGAGGCGAACAAUACGGCAGGUUUCAGUGCGUCGAAUUUACGAUUUAGCGGACGGGCCUCGGCAGCUUCGUCAAACGGGUCUUUACUCUUCCGAUCGCAUCGGUUCGCCUCGACGCCGACAAGUAUCUGAAUAACAAGAUACUGUGGUCAGUUAAGUAAGAGUGACAACCUCAACUCUUAGUUCGUGUUGUCUCGUUUCUCGCGAUCAACAGCAGUAUAUACAUCCACUUUCGUCUUACUUUUUAUGUUUGCUUCUCACCCUAGACUUGUUUUCAGUGGAGGCUAGGUAUUUGAAAUCAUGUUUCUUAGGGCAUCAAAACCUUUUCCAUGGAUAUCGGAGACAUGCGAUGAGGGCGUGCGUCUCCCAUCGAUCAGGGCUUUUAACUACACACAUGCAGUUUUGUUCUGUAGAUGUAUGACCUUCAAGCACUAGAGGGGGGAAGGGCCUGCAUAAGGUAUAUGCUAAGGGGGUAGGGAAAGUGAGACGUUAGCUUCCUGGCCUCUUAUCUCCUUCAUCAUCCUCUAUCAACUCACAUGGGACGUGAAGAAACCACUGUGUUUCAUAAAUAGAGCAGGGGGUUAAACAAACCCCUUCGCUUCUUGUGCCGCAUGUAGCCUGUGAAUUCCAGAUGAACUAUUUGUCCUGUUUGGAAAACAAAAAUGUGGCAAAAAGGGUCGAGCACGAAUCUGAUCAUUGUUAAAAAACCAAAAGACCUAUCAUGCUCUGAAUUUUACUGUGAAAAAUAUUAAGAAAAAUAAACUUAACAGCAUCAUAUUUUUUCUAACUUCUAAAACCAAAUUACUUUGACAAAUCACAACAAGUCUUGAAUUCAAUGUCGCAAUUACCGGAGAAUUAAGCAAACUAAGUAUAAAUGUAGCCCCCGGAGACUAGCCUCGUAAAAAGCGUACGAGUGGAUGCAAGUGAGGAUCUACAUCUACAACUUAUCCUUACUGAGUAGGUAAGGAUACUAAUACUCUGCUGGGAGUUGUUGCGUCCGUUUGCACGUAGCUAAACGUUUGACCGGUUUCAAACCUUGCGCAACAACUCUCAGGAAAUUCUCAGGAAUUUUGAUUCUAUUCGUAGUUUCAUGUCGUCGCGUGACCUUCUAUCCUGUGAAAUGAUCAACUGGUAAUGACUUAGAAAAGCAUGAAGAGCACAUUUUGUCCAUGGGAACAUUCUCAGUAAGGAAUCUACGAGCGGACACACAAAACGUUGCCAUGAGGAACAAACGGGCCUUUCCCAGGCUGAUGCGGUUUUUGUUAUUCUAUCUCGCCACCUGUGUGGCUGUGUACCUUUUCUUUCGCUAUUACUUGACGAAUGACCAUGAUUAUGGAACUCCAAUGCCCGCAGCUUUUAUUCACGAGAACGUUUUAAGGCCACUGAAGAGCUUCCCUUCUGUUAAACUUACGGUGUCGCCAAAUGAAUUAUUUGAAAAAUUAUACUACCAUAAAAUCAGGACAACACCAGGAACGUUCCAUGAGCCAAGCUGGCACGAGACAAAGAAUGAUUUUGUAACAAAACUGGGUGAUUCUUCAGAGAAAGGCGAUGAAUUUAUUCCCAACUCAUUAAUAGGUUUACAAGAGAAAAAAUUUGACGGUAGCCAAGAUGACAUUUUGGUGGAGGAAACUUCAACAAAAGGGAAAACAUAUAGUUCUUUAAUAGCCCCGAACCAAGUGAAUAAUAGCAUGAACUUAAGUUUACUUCAUAGUAUUUCAGAUCUUCAAAGAACUUCUAUUUCGUCGUCGACCAUUUUGCAUCGAUAUCAAGACUUCCGUAGCGAGUGGUUUCGCCAACGUCGCGCACGCGUAGAUUGGCGGAGUAUGAUUCGACCGUGUAUUGAUAACUUGCCUUGGGGACUGGUGAAAAAUCAGUGGGGGAAGACCAACAGAAGUAGUGCCGCUGCAAGCGAGAUUGUCUAUCAAGGAAUUAAGCCAGCAGGGGAGUUUAGUAAAAUUUUCAUUCAAUCUAAGACAGUUAAUAAUCAAACAAAGCUGAUUGGCGGCGACACGUGGAGGGUGUAUUUACGAGGUCCUUCAAGUGUCGCAGCCACUGUAUUUGAUCAUCAAAACGGGACGUAUGAAGCUCUGUUUCUCCUCACGGAGCCUGGUAUCUACCAGGUGCUGAUCUUUCUUGAUUAUAGCCUUUGUGAUGGAUUUAAGGAUCCACCUCCGGAUUGGUUCAUCCAAGGCAAUGCGCAAGGGAAGUAUCAAAGAGAUGGCCUCCUAGGUACACUUGAUGACUAUUUGAAUGAGCCCUUUAGAAAUGGAAACCGUUUAACCAUUACAAUACCCAAGGCGCAGUUGAACACGACGUUUAUAGGUAGGUAAUCAAAGGAUGGAAUAACGAGAGUUUUCAAGCAGAACUUUCCCAGACACUAAAAAUAUCAUAACUAGCCCAUAUUGAGCAAAAUCAAUGAGAAAUGCAUCUAUUUCUUGUCUCAAAAAGUACUGAGAAAUAAAUGUUCAUAUGCGUCGCUGGAUAUCUAAAAAUCCUUACCAAAAAUCAGUGUACUCAUUUGACGGAAGUAAGGCCAAAUUGAGAGCUUUUUGGCUGCGAUAAGCCAGAAAAUGACACCACAUUAAAAUUAUAAAAUUUUCCAUAUUUCGGAUUGCUAGUUGAGGAAGACCCAUUUUACAUAUCAAAGUGAAAAAGAAGCAUAUAUUAAAGGACAGUAGCAUGACACCGAUACUGAUUUUCACAAACAAAAAUUCGGUUUUAUCAACAGAGUUGUUGAGUCAAUUUACAUUGUAAAAAGAUUCAAAAGAAGUCGUUUCAAAGCACUAGCCACAUUUUUUAAAAACUGUAUCUCAAACGGUAUGUUUUAUAUCCUGCUGUUUGUUUUUCGUAUUAUUACCAUUUCGUUUUCAAACUUUACUUUGCCAGAAUCACUUCACGAGGAUUUAGGUUCCUGUUCCAAUACCUGCAAUCACCUAUGGGAUGGAUUUGGACAAUGGCAAAGCAACCAAUGGAAGCCUUACCUUCAAGGUCAGUCAACAUAUUAUGUCUUCCAUACCCAGUUUAGAGGCGAAAAAUACGGCAGGUUUCAGUGCGUCGAAUUUACGAUUUAGCGGACGGGCCUCGGCAGCUUCGUCAAACGGGUCUUUACUAUUCCGGUGCCAUCGGUUCGCCUCGACGCCGACAAGUAUCUGAAUAACAAGAUACUGUGGUCAGUUAAGUAAGAGUGACAACCUGAACUCUUAGUUCGUGUUGUCUCGUUUGUCGCGAUCAACAGCGGUAUAUAUAUCCACUUUCGUCUUACUUUUUAUGUUUGCUUCUGACCCUAGACUUGUUUUCAGUGGAGGCUAGGUAUUUCAGAUCAUGUUGUUUCUUCGGGCAUCAAACCCUUUUCCAUGGAUAUCGGGGACAUGCGAUGAGGGCGUGCGUCUCCCAUCGAUCAGGGCUUACAACUACUCACAUGCAGUCUUGUUCUGUAGAUGUAUGACCUUCAAACACAAGAGCGGUGAAGGGCCUGCAUAAGUUAUAUGCUAAUGGGGUAGGGAAAGUGAGCCGUUAGCUUCCUGGCCUUUUAUCUCCUUCAUCAUCCUGUAUCAACUUACAUGGGACGUGAAGAAACCACUGUGUUUCUUAAAUAGAGCGGGGGGUUAAACCCUGGUUGUUUGAUCAAUCUUUCGGGCCCUUUCCCGAUUUUUUUCUGAUGGGAGGGGUCUGCAGUACACGGGCUAGGUUUGUGAGGGGCAAAUUUUACUCAAAAACCUUUAGUACUACGCCAGACCGAUUGUUAUCACCGCCCGUUUGGCAUCUCUGAAAUAAAACAACAACAACAAAAACAAUAUAUGUGGGUGCCCUGUUAAACGAAUUUCUUUCUCUGCAUGCAUUACAACAGAGUCCUACGACUGGGCGUUACCGCUACUAUACAAGCAGAACGGAACAUUUUGGGUCUACGGCGACUCGUUGGCCCUUCGUCUGGUGAGUUCAGUUCAGACUCGGAUGUUAUGCACAAAGCUCUACACGGGGUGUAUAUCAAGCUACAACUGGAUUUAUCCCAUUGUAAAUGAGGCAGUGGAUAAGGAACUGAACGACGAUCUUGACUUCAACCCUGAAAGAGUUAUCGAGACAAUCCUUGCCGUUCUUCGUCACCCUCUGAUGCAGCAGCGAGAAAGCAGUGUUCUUCUACUGAACCUUGGAAUUCAUUAUCCUAUUGGGGUGAACUUUACAACUUACCAGAAGCUAAUUGGCGACUUGAUAAACAAACUAAAGGAGACAAGAGUUGAUUCGCAAGGAAACGUAGUUCCUAAGUACAAGGCCAAAAUUAUCUGGAAGACAUCGUCUGCUAUACACAAAGAAAAGGCUCAAGAACUCAACAUAACCCACUGGCGAUUCUUCACCACUCAGGUACAUGAAGCAGGCGUUAUUUUUGGCGCAUUUCAGGCGAGAGGGACGCCGUGGCUAGGUGUGGUGCGCCAGACACGCGUUUUCAUUUUCGCCCCAUUCUUCGUUGCGCCUGUCUGGUACUUCACGCCUGCCCACGCGGAUCUCGCGCUUGCCCUCAUUCGCCUAAAAAACGCGAAAAAAUAACACCUCUUCAUCAGGAGGCAAACACAACCCUAACACUCCCACUUUGCUCCACCCCAACCUCGUCCCAAGGGCUUUUCCCUUAAAAAAUGGAAAAGCCCUGGGGACGAGGUUGGCUCCACCCCAGAAUAUGUCUUUAUCUAGACUACCCAUUAGUCUAGUUUGCGGAAGGAAGUAAAUCCUGUUUACACUUUAAGUCACAACCAGUUGAAAUUGGUUGUGAACACCGUAUGCGGGCGCUGUCAGGAUCCCGGUGCUGUCCCAAUCAUCUCAACGCGACCGACUGAGAAAUUAAAUUGGUACAGAUGUGACCGCUCUGUUACUCGGUUUUUUUGUAAACUGUCGAUAAUUGAUGAACAAUUAAUAUGUAUUAAACAGGAAACUGGAACGGGAAAAUGCAAAAGAGACUAUCGAAAGAGUACUGAAACUGGCAUAGAAGAAAAAAACCUUUGAGCAGUUAUUCAACACUGUUACUUUAGCUGGUACCAAGAGACAUAAUGAGAUAUUAUGGCUCUUGCUGGUACACAUAAAAAGGACCAGAAAAAAGGGUUCGUAACCGUGCUUUUUAUUGAUUUUAAAAUAUUUUGUUUUCAUCAGCGAGUUGCAGUGUUCAGUAGCUAUGCGAUGUCAGCCAUGUGUGAAGCCGGUUUUGACGUCAUAGACAUAUAUCCCAUGACUGACUCAUACCCAGGUGGCACGCUGGAUGUGGUUCAUUACCCAAAUCACGUGUUCAGCUCCAUGGUAACAAUGCUGGAGAAAUACAAAGUGAACAACUACAGACAAUUGAGCGGAAAUGAGACACUCAAUAGAAUAAAACGUUGCAUCGGUUGA